Lactuca virosa is the source of this 294-nucleotide messenger RNA. NCBI's taxonomy places the organism in Eukaryota, Viridiplantae, Streptophyta, Magnoliopsida, Asterales, Asteraceae. The record is from the annotation of a GenBank genome assembly.
AUGAAGGUGGCUUGUGUCGCAGCUAGUGUGGAGGGAGACAGGCAGGCGGUGAAGGAACAUGUGGCCUCCAGGAGAUUCAAUCCGCAGGAGCCAAGUGUCUUGGUGAAAUUGACUCAAUCCAUGCAUACUUCUGUGAUGACGUUUAUGGAAACAGACGUGGCCUCCCUCCUUCAUUUGGGUGAACUUAACUUGGAGGGCCUUCGUCAGUUCUGUCGUGACCCUGACGUCGAGGAAAAGUCGCCUGAAGGUAACCCUCUCAAAGUUGGAUCUUCCUCCACUACUCUCGUUAAGUGA